This is a messenger RNA of Penicillium coprophilum, 1371 nucleotides long. Its product is annotated as Acyltransferase 3. Gene Ontology annotation, cellular component: membrane. The record is from RefSeq and is a predicted model, not a curated record. The transcript is spliced from 3 exons. Gene Ontology annotation, molecular function: acyltransferase activity, transferring groups other than amino-acyl groups. Lineage: Eukaryota; Fungi; Ascomycota; Eurotiomycetes; Eurotiales; Aspergillaceae. The coding region runs from base 1 to 1371 and encodes 456 amino acids. Gene Ontology annotation, biological process: polysaccharide biosynthetic process.
AUGACUGUCGACCCGGUGACCAAGCAAUCUGCAUCUCACAUCCGCCCCAGUAGUUGGGCAGAUGGUCUCCGUGGCAUUGCCGCUCUUUUUGUGGUCGCGAGUCAUACAUGUUUAUCCUUUGCGACAUAUCUAAUCCCGCCGUCUUUCGCGGAAACUGGAAAGUCUAUUUUGUUCCAGCGACCAUUUUUCAGACUCGUCAUACAGGGCCAAGCCUGGGUGGCCAUCUUCUUGGUGCUACUGGGAUUCGUCAAUGCCCUAAAACCGCUCCAGCUAGCCCGGCGAGGAGCCACGGCCGAUGCUCUCGCUGCCCUAUCCACAGGCGCCUUCCGGCGCAAGUGGAGAUUAGUUUUUCCCGCAGCCCUAAUGACAUUUUUAGCUUGGCUUGCAUGUCAGUUGGGUGUCUUCCAAUUGGGUAGAAGGGUAGAUGCAUACUGGUUGAGAGCGACAAGCCCCCAGCGAAGCUCAUCUUUGAGCGCUGCCGUCGUGGAUCUGAUACGAGAGUUAUUGGGAACUUGGAUGUGGGGAGAAAAUGCCUACGACCAACCGCAAUGGGCAUUGCUGCCCCUUUUCCGUGGCUCGCUUUACGUAUUCAUGACUCUGCUGGCGUUAGUAAAUACGACGCCAGUUUUCCGCCUCUGUGCGCAAAUGGUCCUAUACAGCUAUAGCUGGGCAACUCUAGAUGGUACUGUUGGCACGAACAUUUUCGCUGGCAUGAUCCUAGCGGAACUAUCAUUCUAUAACCUGACAGCCCUCCAGCCUCGCGCCAUUUUCAGAAUCAUUCCCUACGGCCUCGUCACUCUGGGACUUUACAUCUGCUCAUAUCCUGAUCAAUACGCCGACCAGACCGCAUGGUCUUCCCAGCUCGCAUCGCUUGCCGAAACCAUUUUCCCAAAAGAUACCAACGUCAGUCGCUACUAUGCCAGUCUUGGGGCGCAGAUGAUAUGCCUUGGAGUGAUGCUUUCUCCCUUAAUGCGACGAAUGCUCUCCCACCCCAUGCUACUGUGGUUGGGGUCGAUCAGCUUCCCGCUAUAUCUCGUCCAUGGACCACUAAUGCGAUCUGUUCUUGUUUACCUUGUCUAUCUGCCUAUGUCAUUCGGCUUUGAGCCGGCCUUGAAAGCAGAUGGAACACCUGACCCGGAGUCUUAUAUUCCAACGCCAAGCCCAUUUCGACUCGGGGUUAUUCUAAUUAUGUUUUUUGCGUUCUUGCUGUAUGUUGUCCAGCAGUGGACAAACCAUAUAGAGCCGAAGAUGGGUGCACUUACAGCGAGGUUUGAAAGAUUCUCCCGUUCGUGGGGUAAGAAUGCGGCGUGGACUUCAAAAGAGAAAGAUGAGGUACUGCCCAUCACAUCUGUCCGGGAGUUGACUAAAUAG